This is a messenger RNA of Empidonax traillii (willow flycatcher), 1511 nucleotides long. RefSeq names its product trans-L-3-hydroxyproline dehydratase (gene L3HYPDH). Lineage: Eukaryota; Metazoa; Chordata; Aves; Passeriformes; Tyrannidae. Gene Ontology annotation, molecular function: hydro-lyase activity. The record is from RefSeq and is a predicted model, not a curated record. The transcript is spliced from 5 exons. Bases 24 to 1130 code for a protein of 368 amino acids.
GCCUCAGCGUGGGCGCUGUGGCGAUGGCGGCGCGGGGCGGCGGUGACAGCGCCGGUGUCGGAGCCGGAGCGGGGCGGGCGCUGCCGCCGCACUCGCCCUCCGGCCCCGUGCUGCAGACGGUGGAGAUGCACACGGGCGGCGAGCCGCUGCGCAUCGUCCCGCGGCUGGAGGCGGCGGAGCGGGCGGCGGCGGGCGGGCUGUCGCUGCUGUCGCUGCGGCGGGAGGUGGCGGCCGCGCAGGACCACGUGCGGCGGGCGCUGGUGCACGAGCCGCGCGGGCACGCCGGCAUGUACGGGGCCGUGGUGGUGCGCGGCGGGGCGGCCGCCGAGGGCGCGCACCUGGCGGCGCUGUUCUUGCACGGCGCCGGCUACAGCGCCAUGUGCGGACACGCCGUGAUGGCUCUCGGGCGCUUCGCCCUCGACUACGGGCUGGUGCCGGAGCCCGCCCGCCCGGAGACCGCCGUCCGCCUGCGCUGCCCCUGCGGGCCCGUCACCGCCUUCGUGCCCUGGGACGGCCGGCGCAGCGGCAACCCCGUGCGCUUCCACAGCGUGCCCGCCUUCGCCGCCGCCACCGACUUGGCCAUUGACGUCCCUGGCUAUGGGAAGGUGGUGGUUGACAUCGGCUAUGGUGGCACUUUCUACGCCUUCCUCAGCGCCGAGCAGCUGGGCCUCGAUGUGUGCUCCUCAAAGACCAGAGACCUUGUCAGUGCAGCGAGCGCAGUAACAGAAGCGGUGAAGAAACAGUUCAAACUUCAUCAUCCCGAAAGUGAAGACCUGGCUUUCCUCUACGGCACCAUCCUGACAGAUGGGAAAGAUGCCUUUAGCGAGGAGCCCACCACCAACAUCUGUGUGUUUGCAGAUGAGCAGGUUGACCGAAGUCCGACGGGUUCGGGUGUGACAGCUCGCAUUGCCCUGCAGUACCAUAAGGGACUCAUCCAGCUGAAUCAGACCAGAACCUUCCGGAGCAGCACCACAGGCUCCUUGUUCACUGGGAAGGCAGUGAAGGAAGCCAAGUUUGGGGACUACAACGCUGUCAUUGUGGAAGUGUCAGGAGAAGCCUUUUACACCGGCACAGCCACCUUCACUGUCGAGGAGGAGGACCCGCUGAAAUACGGCUUCUUGUUCAAGUGACCCGAGCCACAGGUGACGGCACUGUCCCACUGGUGGUGCUGCGCUUCUCCUGCCCAGGAAUUUCUGUUCUCGCCACGAUAUGCCACAGCAACGAGAACAGCUUUGGGUGGUGUGACAGCAUCUGCUGUAUUUCAAGAUAACAAGCUGUGCUGCCCUGCUGUGAUUAGCAUAUUGGGUGCGCUGUGAUUAGCAUAAACGGGCCGCUCUGAGAAGCUGUAAUAUUUUUCUUCUUUUUUUUUUUUUUUUUCUUUUUUCCACAAUAAUUACUCACAGAAAACAGAGCUGAUCUUGGAGAUCUGUCUUCAAAGUUAAGUGCCUUCUCUGUGUCUGAAAACUAUGAAUUUCAAAGUGAGAUUCCUAUUAAAUGCCAGCUGAAAACAC